Emys orbicularis (European pond turtle) is the source of this 576-nucleotide messenger RNA. Its product is annotated as heat shock protein 30C-like. The record is from RefSeq and is a predicted model, not a curated record. Bases 1 to 576 code for a protein of 191 amino acids. The transcript has a single exon. Gene Ontology annotation, cellular component: nucleus; cytoplasm. Lineage: Eukaryota; Metazoa; Chordata; Testudines; Emydidae. Gene Ontology annotation, biological process: response to heat; protein refolding.
AUGACGAGCUGCUCCCGGUCCCUGGUGCGGCUGCUCCCACUCAGACGGUGGCCGUCGCGGGGCUUUGGCCCCACGUGGGUCUGCAGCAGCGAGCCGGGGAGCCCCCUCCUGGGGCCGGCCCCCCAGAGCUGCUUCGUGCAGGUGGCGGGCGACGUGCGCAGACACCUGGAGGAGAUGGCCAGGAUACGCCGCGCUGUCUGCCAGGCCCAGCCGCCCCUCCGCUGGGAGCCUGCGGGCCAGAGGCAGCUGGGGGAGGCUGGGGAUGCCAAGGCGGAGCUGGGCUCCCCGGGGCCGCGGGAGGAGAAGUUCCAGCUCUCUGUGGACGUGGCCGGCUUCUCCCCAGAGGAGCUGACGGUGAGGCUGGAGGGGAGGAGCAUGACGGUGACUGGGAAGCGUGAAAAGCAAAGCACGUGGGAAGAGGGGGGCCGCAGCCGGGAAUACAGGGAGCUGCGCACACAGGCUGUGCUGCCAGAGGACGUGGAUCUCCAGGCCGUGACCUGCUCCCUGUCCCGGGACGGACAGCUCUGCAUCCAGGCUCCGCGCCUGGCCCCGGCGCCCGUGGAGGGGAGAGCCUAG